UUUUCUCCUUGUUUCUUCUUCCCAAAUUUCAACCUUCAAGAAAACCCCAAUUUUUUCCUUAGAUUCACAUCUCAAUUCCACAAAAACAAAGAUAUCUAAGGAAAAAAAGAACCCCUUUUCUCACUUUCUUGAUAUACACAAAAAAAACAAAAUAUACAGAGGAAAAAGUGGAAUUUUUUCAAGAAUUUGAUUCCAAUUGAUUGAUAUAUUGAUUUCAAGAAAAGGGUAUUCUUGAAAAAUGGGUGAUAUGAAGGAUAAAAUGAAAGGUUUCAUGAAAAAAGUUUCAUUUUCUUCAUCAGGUAAGUUUAAAGGUCAAGGUAGAGUAUUAGGUACUAGUUCAUCUAAUACUUCUUCAAAUCAUGUUAAUAAUAUUUCAUCACAAAAUAGACAAAACCAACCUUUAAAAACACAAACUUUACCUCAAAAACCAAGUAAUUCUGUUUCAAGAAUUGAUGAAAAAACUGAAAAAAUGGAUGGUUUUGAUCCUUCAUCCCAAAAUAAGCAAAACCAACCUUUAAAGUCACAAACUUUACCUCAAAAACCAAGUAAUUCUGUUUCAAGAAUUGAGGUUAAAAGUGAAAGAAGUGAAAGAAAGGAUGGUUUUGAUCCAUAUGGUGAGUUAAUUACUAGUGGUGAAAGGAACAAAAAUGGUUAUUCAUUAAAUGUUUUUGAAUGUCCUGUUUGUGGUUGUGGUUUUGUAUCUGAAGAAGAAGUGACAAUUCAUGUUGAUAGUUGUUUAAGUAGUGAUGUUGAAAGUAAAGUUGAAGUUAAAAGUGAAUUGGAAAGUUGUGUUAGUUUAUAUGUUUCUGGAAAGCCUGAAGAAGGGUCAGUUGAGGUUGUUAUAAAGUUGUUAAAGAAUAUCGUUAAGGAACCGGAGAAUCCUAAGUUUAGGAAAAUAAGGAUGGGAAAUGUGAAGAUAAAGGAAGCUAUAGGUGAUGUUGUUGGAGGAGUGGAGUUAUUGGAAUUUGUUGGAUUUGAGUUGAAAGAAGAAGGUGGUGAAAUUUGGGCUGUGAUGGACGUUCCGAAAGAAGAACAACUUGUUGUACUUAAGAAUGUGGUGUCGCUAUUGGAACCGAAGAAAGUUGAAGAGUUGGCGUCGGUGUCUGAAGUUAAGGCAAGUGAACCGGUCGUGCCGAAGAAGAUUGAUAGACAGAUUAAGGUGUUCUUUUCUGUUUCCGAGAGCGUAGCAGCAAAAAUUGUGCUACCUGACUCGUUCUUUAACCUCUCAAGCGAGGAAUUGAGAAGAGAGGCAGAGAUGAAGAGGAAGAAACUAGAAGAGUCGAAAUUAUUGAUUCCUAAAUCUUAUCGGGAAAAGCAAGCAAAAGCUGCAAGAAAGAAGUACACAAAAUCCAUUAUCCGAAUACAGUUUCCAGAUGGAGUAUUGCUUCAAGGUGUCUUUCUACCUUCUGAGCCAACUAGUGCACUUUAUGAGUUUGUGAGCUCGGCGUUAAAGGAACCAAGCUUAGAGUUUGAAUUGUUACAUCCGGUGCUUGUUAAGAGGCGGGUGAUUCCCCAUUUUCCAGCUGCCGGGGAGAGGGCUAUAACACUUGAGGAGGAGGAUUUGAUUCCUUCAGCUCUACUCAAAUUUAAACCUAUCGAAACAGAUUCCGUUGUUUUCACAGGUCUUUGCAAUGAGCUUCUUGAAAUCAGCGAGCCCCUCGAGACUGGAUCAGUUGCUUUGAAGUGAAUGUUAAAUUUUUCUGGAAUGGAUCACAAUGUUGUAAACCAGACCAGUAAUUCUUGAUUUUUCUCUUUUCUUACCUUUUCUCUACAUGUUCUUGUUUGUGCAAAUGAUAGGUUAACUGUAUAGUCAGGCUGUCUUGUUUGAUUGAUACAUUAGUUUUUGGCAGAAAUUGGUUUCAAAGUGAGAGAAUAAGGGAUGAAGUGUAUUGGAAACUUGUUCAUUUGAUGAAUACAAGACAAAUCUAUUUUGUAGGUGUUAUAUUUUGUCCAA
Lycium ferocissimum is the source of this 1954-nucleotide messenger RNA. RefSeq names its product plant UBX domain-containing protein 2. The coding region runs from base 239 to 1687 and encodes 482 amino acids. Lineage: Eukaryota; Viridiplantae; Streptophyta; Magnoliopsida; Solanales; Solanaceae. Gene Ontology annotation, molecular function: protein binding. The record is from RefSeq and is a predicted model, not a curated record. The transcript has 3 exons. Gene Ontology annotation, biological process: defense response to fungus.